Lotus japonicus is the source of this 3423-nucleotide messenger RNA. RefSeq names its product scarecrow-like protein 34. Gene Ontology annotation, cellular component: nucleus. Gene Ontology annotation, molecular function: DNA-binding transcription factor activity; sequence-specific DNA binding. Bases 773 to 2908 code for a protein of 711 amino acids. NCBI's taxonomy places the organism in Eukaryota, Viridiplantae, Streptophyta, Magnoliopsida, Fabales, Fabaceae. Gene Ontology annotation, biological process: regulation of DNA-templated transcription. The transcript is spliced from 2 exons. The record is from RefSeq and is a predicted model, not a curated record.
GUGCUGAUUCGAAUACAAUGUCAUUUCAGUUCAAUUCCACCUCCUUCUUUCAAACCUUUCACCUCAUCCACCGUCUCAAGCUGGAAAGACUUGUGGACCAAGACUAGGAAGCGCAUUCAAAAUUGUUCUCUCACUUUUGAGUUUUCUUUGGACCAAGACUAGGAAGUUUCUCCUCUUAAUUUUGUUACUGUGAUGACUGACAAUAGUGAAGUGAGACUCCCAUGUUCUCCCACUUGUGAUUUUUCUCUGGACCGGGGACAGGAAGUUGGCACUCUACAUCUUCAAUUCCUAACUUACAUUUUAUUCCCAUCUUCAAUUCCUCUUAAUUUUAUUCAUUGGUUUAUAUCUCUUAAUAUAUAUCUCAAAGAUGUCUUAUCAUUGAAUCUUUACUUUUCUGCAAGUUUUUUCCUUUCUAUUGAAUGUUCAUAAUUUAGGAAGUUUCCUGUAAUGUCUUGUUAUUCUCAUAGUCAAAGUUCAGAAAGACUUGUUGCACUACAAGUUAACAAAAAACCUGAGCAUAUCUCUGAACAUCAUCUCCUCCCUUAACGAAUUCUUAAUCCCUCUUUCUUGAUCACCAAUCUUUCUUCAUGAUAAGUUGAAUUCAAAUCUUUCUCACAACCAUAUCUUAUUAUUUAAUAUUUAUUCUCUCUCAUGUAUCCAUAUUCUUUUUUUUUUUUUGAUAGGCAUCCAUAUUCUUUUAUGUUCUUGCUUUUUUUUUUUUAACAGAAGCAUUGAGAUCAGUUGGUGACUGCUUCUAAAAAAGGGAAAGAAGAUGGAUUCAACCUUUUCUGGUGCUAACGAUUUCACAAAUGGAUACCAGUUUUGUGAAGAAGGGAACAUAUUUGUCACGGAUCCAAAUCCAUAUGCAGCAUACUGGGAUGUGUUUCAUCAACAUGGGAACCUCUUAGAUGUUGACCCCCUUGGUUUUGCAGCAAAUACGAGCUCUGUAGAAGAAGGUUUUGUGACAUCCAUGUCCAUGAACUCGGUGACAGAUCCUUCUCUGGAAGACACUGACUUCUCAAAAACCACCGAGUUCAUAAGCCAAAUUCUGAUGGAAGAGAACCUUGAACAGGGUCCAUUUUAUGACUCCCUGAGCCUGCAACUCACAGAGAAAUCAUUCCAUGAUGCUCUCAUAGACAAUAAGUCAUCUCUUCCACCAAAUCAACAGCACUUAAAUGUUCAAAGCCCUUACGGUGAAACUACUAGCAGUGACAGUGACAACAUCAGCAAUUUACACUACAAUUCUUGUGAGUUGAAUUCCCCUCCUCUGCAUACCCCUGUUGCAGUUCUCGAUGAGCAUGUGUUUCAGCUUAACUCUCAUGGGCUGCUAGACUUCGAUUCUUCUGUUACCAAACCGUUGGCACAAAAUAUUUUCAGUGAUGCAGAUUCAGCUACCAAGUUUCUUCUUCCUCCAGAACCCCAGAUUGUGACUGGUGUAGAGUCAUGUGGAGAAUCAUCGAAGAUAGUUGCAGAGAAUUCUUUUGGGUUAAAGGGUAGUAGAAAGAAUCGUGAGCGUGGAGAAAGUGAUUUUGAGGAAGAAGAGAGAAGUAACAAGCAAUCAGCAGUUGGUGUUGUUGAUGAGGUGGAUGACUUAUCUGAUAUGUUUGAUCGAGUGCUGGUACAUAUGGAACAAUUGCCACUUAGUAAUGAACAUGAUUCCCUACGGGGUGGCGCAGCAAAAGAGAAACAGCAAGAUGAAAAGCCACCUUCAUCUAAUGUAGGGAAGGCUCAUCCAAAGAAACAAGGCAGGAAGAAGGAAACGGUGGACGUGAGGGCUCUUCUGCUUCUUUGUGCACAAGCUAUUCAUACCAAUGAUAAGAGGGGCGCUAGUGAACUUCUAAAGCAGAUAAGGCAGCAUUCUUCUCCCUUUGGUGAUGGGUCACAAAGAUUGGCUCAUUACUUUGCCAAUGGCCUUGAGGCACGCUUGGUUGGGGAUGGUUCAGGUGCACAAUUAUUUAAUUCUACUCCUGCCCACAAGACAACCUCUGCUGAUGAUUUCUACAAAGGUUACCAAAUUUAUCUAUCUCCUAACCCGAACAAAAAGUUUGCACAUUUCUAUGUUAACAAAAUGAUUCAGAAAGCAUCGGCAAAAGCUGAAUCUCUUCAUAUUAUUGAUUUUGGUAUCUUAUAUGGCUUCCAGUGGCCAUUACUCAUCAAGUUUUUAUCUGAAAGAGAUGGUGGACCUCCCAAGCUGAGGAUCACAGGGAUAGAGUUCCCUUUACCUGGCUUUCGCCCCACACAAAGGAUUGAGGAGACUGGUCGUCGUUUGGCUAACUAUUGCAAGCGGUUCAAUGUUCCCUUUGAGUACAUUGCCAUAGCAUCACGGAACUGGGAAACCAUUCGAGUUGAAGACCUUAAAAUUAAGAGCAACGAGUUUGUUGCUGUAAACUGCAUGAUGAGGUUCAAGAAUUUGUUAGAUGAGACUAGUGAAAUGAACAGUCCCAGAGAUGCUGUACUGCUUUUGAUCAGGAAGAUAAAUCCAGAUAUUUUUGCUCAGGCCAUCAUUAAUGGAUCUUUUAGCACUCCUUUCUUUAUCACACGGUUUAGGGAAGCCUUGUUCCAUUUUUCUGCUAUUCUAGACAUGCUUGACAGUGUCUGGUCCCGGGAAAACCAAUGGAGGAUGAUGAGUGAGAGAGAGAUCGUGGGUCGGAGCUCUAUGAAUGUGAUAGCAUGUGAAGGUUUUGAGAGGCUUGAGAGGCCUGAGACAUACAAACAGUGGCAGAUUAGGAACACAAGGGCUGGUUUCAAGCAGCUUCCUCUGAAUCAGAAAUUGAUGGCUAAGUUUAGGAGCAAGUUAAAGAAAUGGCAACCCGAUAAUUUUGUGAUUGACGAAGACAGCAAUUGGAUGCUUCAGAGUUGGAAAGGACGCAUUCUGUCUGGUUGUACUAUCUGGGUGCCUGCAAAAUGAACUUACCACACUUGAAUAAACACGUCGGUGGUGUUACAGUGCCUGAGGAGCAACGUAAUCAUAGUGGAACAGAAUCACAAUAGCAGCUGCAGGAUCGAACGCAUUGCAGAGGCUAGGGUUCCAAUGGUCCGAAUUGACGAGUUCAGUUGUGGCAAUUGCAGAGGCGAACGGUGAGAAUGGUAUACAACAGGAGAAUCUGACUGAACUAUGAGGUCCAUUUUUUGGUUAGUUCUUCUCCAUUGUUGAAGAUUCUCGCUUCUCCGGUGAAUAGACUCCAUCUCUACCCGCUUUCUCUGUGAGGGUAUUGACCUCAUACGAGGUUUGGUUUCAAAUUCAAUGCACUUUCUUAAGGGUGUGGUCAUUGAAAAAAAAAAAAAUAAUUCUUAGCUUUGUAAUUUUUUUUACUUAAUCUCGGAUGCAUGCCCUGUCUUGUGGUGGUGACCAAAGUCGAAUUCACUCAAAUUUUAUUUAUUGAAAAGUUAAAUAAAUAUCAUUAUUACAUAUGAUUUAUUUCU